CUCCCCUGCAGAGCACACACAGCCCGGGACUCGCACCAGCGGCUCCGAGGCGGGCGGGCGGGCGGGCGAGCCCCUGCUGGCCGCCUCGCCCCGCUGCCCGGCCCCCCCGGCUGUGCCCACCCCCGCCGAGGAUGAGGCGGCCGCCGCGGCGGCUGGCGCUGUCGGUGCUGGGGGUGCUCUGGCUCGCCGCCCUCCUCCUCCUCUUCCUCGGGGCCCGGAGGAAGUUGGAGGCGGCGGGGGCCGAGGGGCGCGCGCCGGAGGGCUCGGACGUGGACUGGGACGACCUUUGGGAUCAGUUUGAAGAGCGGAGGUACCUGAGCGCCCGCAGGUGGAAGGGCGGCGAGGACCCGUACCGGCUCCAUGCCUUUAACCAGCGGGAGAGCGAGAGGAUCCCCAGUGACCGUGCCGUCCGUGACACCCGCCACCACAGGUGUACGACUUUGCACUAUCGCCAGGACCUCCCGCCAACCAGCAUCAUCAUCACCUUCCACAAUGAGGCCAGGUCUACCCUGCUAAGGACAAUUCGGAGCGUGCUAAACCGCACCCCAGUGCAUCUCGUCCAUGAAAUCAUACUAGUGGAUGACUUCAGUGAUGAUCCCGAUGACUGCCGCUUGCUGGGCAAGCUCCCCAAGGUGAAGUGCUUGCGGAACGGACGGCGAGAAGGUCUGAUCCGGUCCCGAAUCCGAGGGGCAGAUGUGGCACAAGCAGGAGUCCUGACCUUCCUCGACAGUCACUGUGAGGUGAAUAAGGACUGGCUGCUCCCUCUGCUGCAGCGGAUCAAAGAGGAUCCCACCCGAGUAGUCAGCCCCGUUAUUGACAUCAUCAACUUGGACACUUUUGCCUAUGUGGCGGCUUCCUCGGACCUCAGAGGAGGUUUUGACUGGAGUCUGCAUUUCAAAUGGGAGCAGCUUUCCCCAGAGCAGAAAGCCAAACGACUCGAUCCCACCGAACCCAUUAAGACUCCCAUCAUUGCUGGGGGGCUGUUUGUGAUCGACAAAGCCUGGUUCAACCAGCUGGGGAAGUACGACAGUGCCAUGGACAUCUGGGGUGGGGAGAACUUUGAAAUCUCUUUCCGUGUGUGGAUGUGUGGAGGGAGCCUGGAAAUCAUCCCCUGCAGCCGUGUUGGACAUGUCUUCCGGAAGAAACAUCCGUACAUCUUUCCAGAGGGAAAUGCCAAUACCUAUAUUAAGAACACCAAGCGCACCGCGGAGGUGUGGAUGGAUGAAUUCAAGCAAUACUACUAUGCGGCUCGUCCCGCAGCCCAGGGGAGACCUUAUGGAAAUGUCCAGAGCAGAGUGGAGCUACGGAAGAGGUUGAAAUGCCGCAGCUUCAAGUGGUACCUGGAAAACGUUUAUCCCGAACUUCGGAUUCCCGAGGAAUCGCUCUAUCAGACUGGGAUGAUCAGGCAAAGGCAGAGCUGUCUGGAGUCACACAAGUCUGAGGCCCAAGAGUUCCCCAUCCUGAGCUUAAAUCCUUGUAUCAGCAGCAAAGGCACGGCAGCAACGGCACAGGAAUGGACGUACACGUACAACCACCAGGUCCGCCAGCAGCAGCUGUGCUUGUCUGUGUACACCCUCUUCCCCGGUUCCCAGGUGCUGCUGUCACCUUGCAAAGAAAGUGACAACAAGCAGCGAUGGGGUAAAGUUGGGUCACACAUUGAACACAUAGCUUCACGCUUCUGUUUGGACACUGAGACGAUUGGGGACACGAAUGAGAGUACCAAAGAGCUUGUCAUCAACCCUUGUGAGAGCACAGCCAUGAGUCAACGCUGGGACAUGGUGAUGUCUUGACCUGCUGGAGGACUUAUGCAGUAGGGAUGGGCACUGAGACAUUGCUACAUGCAGCCAAGGUGCACCUGAUGGAGCUCAAAUGCAAAACCAUUGGUGGUCCUUGAGUACUAUGGGACAGGAGAAGAAUCAUUCAAAUAUAAAUAAGGACAUGGUGCUCCGGGUUGAACAACGGAUGUUAUCUGCAAAACAUGCAGGUGGGGUUGGCCUGUUGGUGGUAAUACAUUCAAAGAGAAGGGAUGGCAAAAAAACCAAACUUGAAAUGUUUUAGAGGGAUACCGGUGCUCCUGCAGUGGGCCCUACAGAACUUCAUUGUGCUCAGUAUUGAUUAAUCUCUCUGGAAACAGAGGAAGAAGAACCUUGGAGACCAAAAGGAGACUUGGACUUGGAAAAACAAACAUCUCAAUAGCUUUUGGGGGGUGAGGUGGGUGUGCAAGGAGGCAUGUGCCAAGGGAUGCUAAGAAACAUCGCCUGGGAUCAAGUGGAAAACACUGAAUUAUCUUUGCACUUUCAAUUGCUGUGGAUGACUUUGCUGCAGACAGGAUGGGUGGAGCCAUGUUGCACAUUCGAAUUUCUAUCUGGUCCACGUACAAGUUCUGUAUAUGGGGGCAGGGCAGUCAUUUAUGGCUGUGGCCAGGAUCAAACCGGCCAGUAAUGGGGUAACCCUGCUCUAUGCUGACUGCACAUGGGGGCUGUUGAAUGUCCAAAGUCCAAACAAAGAAAGGAUUUGGGGUGUGAGAUUAAAGGAUAUAAACUGCUGUGAAACUGGGAGGAAAGUCAGUAACAUGAUUAUUUCUCCUCCCUGAAGGCCAUGGGUGAGCCUCGGUCACUGAAAACUCCCCUAUAAUCUCACUAUGUGUCUCUCACUGCUUCAGAUCUGGACUAAGUCAAAUUUUCACUUUUCUUCCAUAAAAGUAAUAUUUUUGGUAAUUGAAGGUAAUUGUGUCAUAUUUCUGUUUCCCAAUUCCCCGCUACGGAAGAGGGGACUCCCAUGAAGUGCUACUGUGGAAGGAACAGAGGUAAUUGAAACUAGAAACUGCUCUGAGAAAGGAAAAGGGAUUUACCUGGGUCUGCUCCCCAGGUGUCUUGUAGCUCAAGAUGUGAAGUACCAGAGAAAAGGUUUGGGAUUCCCCCAGUCACACCUAUGAGCUGGCAACCCUGGGUCACAAAGCACCUUUCUCCCAAAGUAAUUUAGCAUAGGCAGACUUAGCAGAAAUGAUUUCUUCAGCUUUUGGAGACAAGUCAUUAACCAGAGGUCAUGUCAGGUGGUAUCACUAUGUGGGAAUGAAGUGGCGGCCAAAGGGGAAUAGGACAGAAGAUCUCAGAAGGGAUCUUAGAAAUGGAAGACCGGAAGGUCCUUUCCAGCCUGUCUUUCAAAGCAGCUCCCACUGCAGCAACAGGUAACAGGCAGUGAAUCACCAGGAGCUGUGCGCACAGCUCUUGUGCAGUAACAGCUCUGGAAAAGAACUUUCACAGGACCGUCAAUGUGAUUUGAAAAAAACCAUAGUUUGUGUUUCUCUGAAUGGUAGGGUUUAAUGAAAAUCCUAUCCUUUGUUUCCUGGGCUGCAAACUAUAAGUAAAAUAGCAUAAGCUUUGAGCCUUCAAGUGCUCUCAGCAUCCCUUCUUGAAUAAAUUGCUGGCUUUCAGGAUUUUACUGCCUCAGUUUCUCUUCCCUCACUGCUGGAAGAAAGUUGUAUGUGUAAUCUCCCUGGCUUAGAGGCAGAACAGUGUAACUUACAAAAGGUUGCAGGUUAUAAAUGCUUUCCCUGUGCUGCAGUGAUUACUAACUUCAUCAGGCUCCCUUGGUGCAGACCUCAGGGGCUUCUGUUAUGACAGGGCUGGAGCAAGCUGUCAUUUUGUGGUGGGAGAUGGCAUUGUUUCCAUGUCACAGCUUUGCCCAGGAAACAAAGGGAAGCACUUAAAAUGGAAUGGACCCAUUUCACAGAGAAGGGUAAUGACCUUGGGCUCCUUCUAUUUCAUUGAAUUGGGGAAAUAUCACAGCUACUUUUCACACCGGUGAUGACAGGCAAGUGGUAGUAAUUCCCUGUCUAGUGCUUGCAAGGGAAAGCAGCUCCAAAGAGCUUGAAACUUAAUGUAUUCACAUCUGCAUUGUGCCUACAGCCCGGGACUGCCUAGCUGCUGGCACUUCGAUUCUGAAAAUUCAGAGACAAACAACUUGGCAUCAGUUUUUAAGUCCGUCACCUGGCAGGUACACUCUGAGCCAGAUCUCAGACCUAUCUAGCUUCAUGAUUUUCCACCACAGCCAAAAAUACCUGUUCUGCUGACAACCAAAGCUCUCUAAACAGGUAACGCUCUACUUUGCCUUAGCAGAAACAGCUACCUCACUACACCUGGGUGUGCUUGAGCACACAGACCCGCGGGAUCUGCAGGGAUGUAUUCCACUAAGAAGUCGUUUGAGCAGCUUUUCAGGUCUCUGCCUUUGUGAAACCCAAACGCUAUACCAAACCCCUCCUAUUCCAAAACACCCGCGAAGGUGAUCACUGUGAACUUGUUUGGGGGCAGUGGAAGGCAGGCAGUGGGGCAGGUGACAUCAAGCGCGGUAUGCCCCACCAGUGAGUAGCAUCCUUAGCUAGGUCUCUUGCAGGCCCAAAAGCCACCGAGUACCCAACAGACCUGGGGAGCAGCAGCCACUCAGCGAACUGGUGAUUGUGUCUCAUGUAUCCAUCGGCUGUAAGCCUUAAACUGCAGCUUAUUUCACAGUCCAAGAAAUAAGAUUAGCCCUGUGGAUCUGCAAUGUUUUUGGAGAAGCAAGAGAGUAUCAGCCUGACUCCUGGGAAGCUUUACGUAAGCAGGCAAUGGCCUGGCAGUCUCCAGCGCUAGCCCCAGUAUGGCAUUUAGCAAAUCUUCUACUUAGCAUCCCUGCAAAGAGACCUUGCAUUGUGUCAGGGGGAGGGUUAACUGCUGCUGAAACCCAGCUCAUACCUUCAGGUUUAUUUCAUUUAUUAAAGUACACUGGAGACAGAUGAA
Falco peregrinus (peregrine falcon) is the source of this 4775-nucleotide messenger RNA. RefSeq names its product polypeptide N-acetylgalactosaminyltransferase 14 (gene GALNT14). Gene Ontology annotation, cellular component: Golgi apparatus. The coding region runs from base 132 to 1790 and encodes 552 amino acids. The record is from RefSeq and is a predicted model, not a curated record. Lineage: Eukaryota; Metazoa; Chordata; Aves; Falconiformes; Falconidae. The transcript is spliced from 15 exons.